Messenger RNA from Betta splendens (Siamese fighting fish), 1015 nucleotides. RefSeq names its product mediator complex subunit 27 (gene med27). Gene Ontology annotation, cellular component: mediator complex. The transcript has 8 exons. The record is from RefSeq and is a predicted model, not a curated record. Gene Ontology annotation, biological process: regulation of transcription by RNA polymerase II. Bases 1 to 936 code for a protein of 311 amino acids. Gene Ontology annotation, molecular function: transcription coactivator activity. Lineage: Eukaryota; Metazoa; Chordata; Actinopteri; Anabantiformes; Osphronemidae.
AUGGCGGACGUGGUGAACGUUGGAGUGAACCUGGACGCGUUCUCACACGCCAUCAGCGGCAUCCAGGCUCUCAGGUCCAGCGUAAGCCGCGUAUUCGAGUCCCUGAAGGAUGGCAUGAAGAACCGUGAGACUCUAGAGGGUCGAGAGAAGCAGUUUAUAGCCGAGUUCCAGGACAAUCUGCAGGCAGUCAACAGAGACCUCAAUGAAUUGGAGCGGCUCAGUGGUCUGGUGGGACGUCCCUCAGAGUCUCAUCCUCUUCAUAACAGUGGUUUGUUGAGCCUGGAUCCAGUUCAGGAUAAAACUCCUUUAUAUUCUCAACUGCUACAGGCAUACAAGUGGUCCAACAAGUUGCAGUAUCAUGCUGGUCUUGCCUCCAGUUUGUUGAACCAACAGUCACUCAAACGAUCAGCCAAUCAGAUGGGAGCAUCAGCCAAGAGACGCCCAAAGGUCCAGCCUAGUACACUGGUGCUACCUCCUCAGUAUGUGGAUGAUGUUAUCUCUCGGAUUGGCAGAAUGUUUCCGGACAUGACGAUUGAACUAUUCAGACCAAACGGGACAUCUGCAGUACUGCUGGUAACCUUGGGAAAGGUGUUGAAAGCAAUCGUUGUGAUGCGAUCACUGUUCAUUGAUAGAACGAUUGUUCGGGGAUUCAAUGAGAAUGUUUACAAUGAAGAAGGAAAGCUUGACAUCUGGACCAAGUCUCAGUACCAGGUGUUCCAAAAGGUAACCGACCACGCCACCACUGCCCUGCUGCACUACCAGUUGCCUCAGAUGCCUGACGUUGUGGUUCGGUCUUUCAUGACAUGGCUGCGGAGCUACAUUAAACUCUUUCAGUCAUCCUGUCAGCGCUGUGGCCAUUAUCUACAGGAUGGACUUCCUCCAACAUGGAGGGACUUUAGGACCCUAGAAGCUUUCCAUGACACCUGUCGCAUGUAAUCAUUUCCUGUUUACCUGUAAACACUUUCACUUUUCGUUUGUUCUGUGUAAGGUUUAAAUAAAGUCAUUUUUUACAUUA